Messenger RNA from Lactuca virosa, 1743 nucleotides. NCBI's taxonomy places the organism in Eukaryota, Viridiplantae, Streptophyta, Magnoliopsida, Asterales, Asteraceae. The record is from the annotation of a GenBank genome assembly.
UUAUGAACUUGUCAAUUUCAUCCAAAUAAUCGGACACUCACUGUUCAGAUGGAGUUGUACGUUGUGCAUCCUGACUUGUACACUCUCACAUAAAUGGGCUUUUUGCUCUAACUGGGUUGGAAGAAGUCUGUGCACAGGCGCCAGAAUAUCAGCUGCUUUCUGUUAUGAAAUCCGCUGCCACUUUCGACUUUUAGCGAUUCCCGUCUCUUUCAACAGAUGGUGAUUGCAGCACCUCGGUUUAUUUCCAUCGGUUCUUCAUGUGGUGUUUGUCAUUCUGAAGGCAUUGGUUGCUCUACAUCAUAUGGAGUCACUAGCAAUUGGAUUCGUUCUCCUGAGAUUCCAAGAACUUGUGAUAAUUUAGAAUCAAGAUUCAGAUGCAAAAAUCAGUUUCUUGGAGAUGUUGGAUUAAAUUGGAGGCGAAUUGGUCGAAAAAAUUGCAUGUCCAAAGUUUCAGUUGCUGCAGAUUAUCCUGAUUCAGUCCCUGAAUCAUCAUCAUCAUCAAGUUAUGUUGCAAAAAAUGGAUAUCAUCCACUUGAAGAAAUCAAAAAUUGCAAAAGAGUUCGUGAAACUAAGCUUACAAGUGCAGAAAUUGCAAAGACAACAAUCGAGGGUAAUAGUAGUGGAUUGUUGAUAUUCCCUGGAACAAUACACUCUGAACCACAUGAGCAUAUCUCAUGGGUGGAAUAUCCAUAUGUGAUUGAUGAUGGUGGAGAUAUAUACUUCAAGGUUCCAGAUGAUGCAAACAUUAUGCAAGAUCCUGAAGCAAGAAACCCUGUGAAUGUUUUGAUUGGAAUGGAUCUUCUAGUUUUUGAGAAUCAACUGUUAUCUAUCCCUGAAAGUCAUAUUUCUGAUACCUCUCUUGAUGACAUUCUUUUCUUUGAAGACUAUUAUGAGGAUGAGGUUCCAGAUAUGUUGGGUGGCUUUACAGAAUGGGGUAUACCAAUUGAUUCUGCUGGGGUCCACCCGAUUUAUUUUGCCAAGUGUUUGACAAAGGCUUCUAACAUGGAAUAUUCUAGAAGGAUGGAUCAUCCUUCAAAUGGGGUUUCUGUUUUGGGAUGCUUAAGUCCUGCUUUUGUUGAUGAAGAGUUGUAUUUAAGAAGACUCUUUCGUGUUGAAGAAAGGGAUACAUAUGAUGAGAAUUGGGAAGAUGAAGAUGUAAACUGGAGUGCAUCACUUUUUUACAGAUUGGAGAUUAUGAAAAUCGAGUUGUUCUCUGUGUAUGGUGUUCAGUCGGUAAUAAAUUUGAAAGAUUUUAAAGAUGCUGAGGCUGAUAUUCUUGUACACUCGAUUCAUGAGAUUGUUGAAAACUUGAAUGAGAAGACAAUGAACUCUAAUCUUGCACUUAGAGCUUUAUGUAAAAAGAAUGGAUUUCAUGUUGAGGAAGCAAAUAUAAUUGGUGUUGAUAGUCUUGGCAUGGAUGUUAGAGUUUGCAUUGGCCAUGAAGUGAGAACCCAUCGUUUCCCCUUCAAAAUUCGGGUGACAUCAGAAACGGGUGCAGAAAAACAGAUCCAACAGCUUUUGUUUCCAAGAGCAAGGCGCAAGAGGCUAACAAGGAAACAAAUGGAUUGAAAGUUGUAAGAAAGUCCAAGAAUAAAGACAUCCUAGGGUUCAUGAUAGAUUUAGGAUUAGAUUGAAAAUAAAGAAAUGAAUAUUGAAAAAUGUUGUUCAACACUUGAUUUGUGAUGCUAAGUUUCUUUAAUAAGCAAGUAGUCAUAGUUUAGUAUAAUAGACUGAUGGUUGUAU